Messenger RNA from Coniosporium apollinis CBS 100218, 1206 nucleotides. RefSeq lists its product as uncharacterized. Gene Ontology annotation, biological process: protein insertion into mitochondrial inner membrane from matrix; mitochondrial respiratory chain complex IV assembly. The record is from RefSeq and is a predicted model, not a curated record. Gene Ontology annotation, molecular function: membrane insertase activity. The transcript is spliced from 2 exons. The coding region runs from base 1 to 1206 and encodes 401 amino acids. NCBI's taxonomy places the organism in Eukaryota, Fungi, Ascomycota, Dothideomycetes. Gene Ontology annotation, cellular component: mitochondrial inner membrane.
AUGAUCACCGAACAGAUUGGCUACCUCAAAUCGCUCGGUCUUGACUUCGGCUGGGGCACGACGGCGAUGAUGGAGUGGAUCCUCGAGCACGUCCACGUCUAUACCAGUCUCCCCUGGUGGGGCUCCAUCGCUCUGACCGCCUUUCUCAUCCGCGCUGCCAUGUUCCGGCCCUACAUGACCGUUUCUGACGCAGCGGCUCGCCGUGGCGCCAUGAAAGAGAUUACAGACCCGCUCACCGCAGAGAUGAAGAGGCGGUCGAACGCGGGGGAUGGACAGGGCGCGCUGCAGGUACAGAGGGAGCUGUCGCAGGUGUACAAAGCUGCGGGCAUCCGUCCGUGGGCGAUGAUGGUGGGCCCGCUGUUGCAGAUGUUCGUCGGGUUCGGCAUGUUCAGGCUGCUGAGGAACAUGGCGAGCCUGCCGGUGCCGGGGUUGGAGAGCGGUGGAUUGCUUUGGAUCAAGGAUCUUACCAUCAGCGAUCCGUAUUUCGUCCUUCCUGUGGCGUGCGGCGGCAUGUUCUUUCUCUUGGGCAAGUUGGGCGGCGAAUCCGGCAGCGUAUCAUCCCUAACCCCCGCGCAAUACAAAAUGAUGCUGUACUUCCUCCCCGCCAUCUCAAUCUUCUUCGUGUCAUGGAUGCCCGCCGCACUGCAGUUCUACUUCGUCUGCACAACCCUCCUGGGCGCCAUCCAGUCGCGCCUCUUCCAGUGGGCCGCAUUCCGCAGCGCGUUCGGCCUGACGCCCAUCGUCCCUAUCAAGCCAGCAGAAACAGCAAACUCGCGCGUCAUCGCCGUCAACGCUACCUCGAGGUCGAGCGCCACGGCGCAGGGUUACUCCUACGAAGCGCCUACCGUUGCCUCGUCAAUUGCGGGCUCCGGCAGGGAGCCGCUGGAGGCUGCACCCCAGCCGAAGCAGGAGGGUAUCCUGGGCCGCGCGAUGGGCACUGCGAAGACGAGCGUGAAUGACCUCAUGGAACAGGGCAGGGCGCGCAUUGCGGCGACAACGGGGCAGGCGAGGAAGGAGGUCGCGGGUAGCAAGAGUAAGCAUUUUUUGAGGCAGGCUGAGGAGUAUGAGAGGAGGAGGAUGAUGGAGAUUGAGGAGGAGAAAUCGGUGGAAGAGGAGGAGAGGAGGAUGAUGAUGGGGGAGCGGAACGGGGGGAAGAAGACGAGGAAAGCAAAGUCGACCAACGAACCGAAGCGGACUAGGAGAUGA